GUGGAUUGUUUCAUUGCUGCUGCUGUUCCUGUUGCUUUAAAACAUCUGGUCUGGUGAGCCGUGGAUGAAACCUCACAGUGGACUAUGACUUUGUGUCUGCUUCAUGUCAGACAGCGUUUAUGCAUGGAUAUAUGUGUGUGUGAUUUUUCUUUCAUAACCCAAACAGCCACUUUCCCAUCCUCUAACCAACUCUCCCCGCUGGGUUCGGCACUUUGGUGAAACUCCACUAAAAAUUUCUCUUUCCCUCUCGGCUGCCUGCUGCACUGUCUCCACUUACACGGUGACAUCACUGGAGUUUCCCUUCUGCUGCAGCGGCAGCCGCUGCCACUGCAUAAAUACUACAAGCUCUCUGGCAGAAGUUCACUCUAACACAAUAGCACACACAAAGAGAGAAGUAUCAGUCCAGAGCACAGCAUGGAGGAGUACACAAUCACACCGGGUGACGUGGAGGUCGGCGUGGAGGAGAGGACGGUGGUUCUGGUAGGCAAGAAGUCAUCAUCGUCCUGGAUGUGGAAGGUGUGCGGGGCCCUGUUCGUGGUGGCCCUUUGUUUCGGAGGCGUCCUCAUGUUUGCUUGGCAGUGGAACGGGAGGUCAGAAACAAAGAUGCAAUCAGGUCAAAGAGAAGCUCUAAUCGGGAAGGACGGUGCCGAGAAAACAGAUCCCCACUACACGCUGAGUCGAAUCAGCAGCAAAGCCAAGGCAGCCAUCCAUUUAGAAGGCAACUACGAUGAAGGCGAGAACUCUGAGCUGGAGUGGACCAACGGUCAGGGCCAGGCGUUUGCUCAGGGCGGCUUCCGGCUGGACAACAACCAAAUCGUGAUCCCGCAGACCGGCCUCUACUUCGUGUACAGUCAGGCGUCGUUCAGAGUGUCCUGCGGCGACGAGGAUGGAAGACGCCUGGCGCCUCUCAGCCACAGGAUCUGGCGCUACUCAGACUCGGUUGGAAGUAAGGUGUCCGUGAUGAGCGCAGUGAGGUCGUCGUGCCAGAACACGGCUCAGGACGACAGCCUCAGAGACGGGCAGGGCUGGUACAACGCCAUCUACCUGGGCGCCGUGUUUCAGCUGAAUAAAGGUGACCGACUGUGGACAGAAACCAACCAGCUGUCGGAGCUGGAGACCGAAGAGGGCAAGACUUUCUUCGGGGUUUUUGCACUUUGAACUGAACAGAGACUUUGAUUUGUUUAACUUUUAUCAUCCUCGUGGUGAUGUAGAAACGUUUAAAUCUCAUUUGAGAUGGAGUGCUGAAUUUUUAAAAACCCUAUAAACUGUAACAGUUUGCAAUGUUUUUUCUAUUUUAGGCACUUUUUUUUAACAUUAUUUAUGCUGACCUGAGAUUGUAGAAGACUCAACUUUCUCUGCUGUACCACAUGAUGACACAGCUCUUCACCAGAGAGUUCACGUACAGACGAUCAUUGCCUAUUACAAGCUGUAUGUAUUUAUUUGUAUUUAUUUGUAUUUAAAUUGUGGGACUAGCUGUUUAAUGAUAUUUAUGUACUUUGUGCACAUAAUUAAAAUGCAAAAAACGACAAAAGAUGAAGUCAUUUCAUAGCUGAGAUACCAAGGCAUAAAUGUGCAGCUGAGUUGGCAGACGCACACACUCGCACACAAACACUUGGCAAAAGUCGCGCUGAAAUUCCUCCACGGCCAGCAAAUACUUCCUUUGUUAGAUCACACAAGUGGAGGGGAAUUUCCUACUUUUUUUUCAAAUCUUGCCGAAUGCUGUGUCAGGUGGAGGCCCACAGAAGCCUCAACCCAGAGCGGGUUUUCCCCGAUAACACCCCCCCACCUCCACACACUCCCUGCAGCCUCCCUCCUCCUCUACACCACCGGCCCACUAUUACCACAUACCUCAUCGCCAGUCAGCUGGAAACAGACAUGACAGGGUGAGUGUGUGAGUGUGUGUGUGUGUGUGUGUGUGUGUGCCGUGGGAUCAUGGGACUGCAACACAGCUGGUUUUGUCACAAUGUCAUCAUCUUUUAAAAAAAAAACCCAAACACAUCUUACACAAACAACGGAUGCACUUGGGAGCGAUUUGUCUACUUUUGUUUCAUUUAGCCGCAAACAUCCACUUAUUGUCUCGGCUCCUGCUGGGAUCUGCUGCUGGUCAGCGUGUAUGAAAAUCUCUUUCCACUUUUGUUUAACGAGGUCUUCUUUUGGAUUUAUUUGCUCUUUGAGUCCCACAAGCCCACCUGGAGGAAGAUAUCACUGAUAAAUUGACUCAAUCUGACAGUUAAUUGCUCAAAAGGUCACUGAAAGUCAGAAAAGCAACUGGUGACAUCUAGUGGAUGAAGUGAACUGUUUGACUGUUUGUCAUUAAAAAAAAGGUUGUUUAA
Molecule: messenger RNA, 2333 nt
Organism: Acanthochromis polyacanthus (spiny chromis)
Lineage: Eukaryota; Metazoa; Chordata; Actinopteri; Pomacentridae
Gene: tnfb
Product: tumor necrosis factor b (TNF superfamily, member 2)
Exons: 4
Coding region: 415-1158 (247 amino acids)
Biological process (GO): immune response
Cellular component (GO): membrane
Molecular function (GO): tumor necrosis factor receptor binding
Source: RefSeq, a predicted model, not a curated record